Neomonachus schauinslandi (Hawaiian monk seal) is the source of this 1947-nucleotide messenger RNA. It is a transcript of the gene SHC4, whose product is annotated as SHC adaptor protein 4. NCBI's taxonomy places the organism in Eukaryota, Metazoa, Chordata, Mammalia, Carnivora, Phocidae. The record is from RefSeq and is a predicted model, not a curated record. Gene Ontology annotation, biological process: cell surface receptor protein tyrosine kinase signaling pathway; intracellular signal transduction. The coding region runs from base 1 to 1893 and encodes 630 amino acids. Gene Ontology annotation, cellular component: plasma membrane. Gene Ontology annotation, molecular function: receptor tyrosine kinase binding. The transcript is spliced from 12 exons.
AUGCGAAAACGCGGUCAGGACAGCCUGGCAGGACUUGUGCUGUAUGUAGGACUCUUCGGGCACCCCGGGAUGCUGCACAGGGCCAAGUACAGCCGUUUUCGGAAUGAGUCCAUCACGUCCUUGGACGAAAGCAGCCCCGGAGGCUCGGUGGGGAACAAGGGCUCGCCUCAGCCUCCCUACCCCACCCUGGCACCUCACCUGCCGGCUGACGAUGCCACCCUGGCGUCCCAGGAGAGCCCCACCCCACUGUGCACCUUGAUCCCUCGCAUGGCCAGCGUGAAGCUGGCCAACCCAGCCACCUUGCUGAGUCUGAAAAACUUUUGCUUGGGUACCAAAGAGGUGCCCCGGCUGAAGCUCCAGGAAAGCCAGGACCCGGCUCCCAGCGGCCCAGCUUCCCCUGAGACCCGUCUAAAUAGGGCUGGGUCCGCACCUCCACCGCAGCCAGACCUGGUGGGGCACAGGGCAGCUGUCUUAACUCCCGAUGCCUGUCCCCUUCCUGGCCCUGGGGAGCCAAGCCCAGGGAGCAGGCAGGACAGGCACUUUCUGCAGCACCUGUUGGGGAUGGGCAUGAACUACUAUGUGAGGUACAUGGGCUGUAUUGAAGUACUGCAAUCAAUGAGGUCACUGGAUUUUGGAAUGAGAACCCAAGUAACAAGGGAAGCAAUAAGUCGUCUGUGUGAAGCUGUCUCUGGGGCAAAUGGAGCCAUUAAAAAGCGAAAGCCUCCAGUUAAGUUCCUAUCUACAGUACUUGGCAAAAGUAAUCUUCAGUUUUCGGGAAUGAAUAUUAAACUGACCAUCUCAACAUGCAGCCUCACAUUGAUGAAUAUUGACAACCAACAGAUUAUUGCAAAUCAUCAUAUGCAGUCUAUUUCAUUUGCCUCUGGAGGGGAUCCUGAUACUACAGACUAUGUCGCCUAUGUAGCUAAAGAUCCAGUUAAUCAACGAGCCUGUCACAUAUUGGAAUGCCGCAGUGGAAUGGCCCAAGAUGUCAUAAGCACCAUAGGGCAGGCUUUUGAACUCCGGUUUAAACAGUAUUUGAAAAAUCCUUCUUUGAAUACUUCUUGUGAAAGUGAGGAGGUGCCCACUGAUGGUCCCGUGGAGGAGAGAGAAGACCACGAGUACUACAAUGAAAUCCCCGGGAAGCAGCCACCUGCGGGGGGUGUUUCCGAUGUGCGGAUCAAAGUCCAAGCCACAGAACAAAUGGCUUACUGCCCCAUACGGUGUGAGAAGUUGUGCUAUUUGCCUGGAAACUCCAAGUGUAGCAGUGUAUACGAGAACUGUUUAGAACAAAGCCAGGCAACAGGUAAUACACUGGAGAGAGGAGUGCAGUCCCAUCGAGAUGCCUCAUUAAUGAAGCACACCUGUCGAGUGGAUUUCUUCAAUGACCCCUGCUACAUAAAUACACAGGCUCUUCAAAGUACACUUGGCUCUGCCCCAAAUCAAAGCUCAGCUCACCCCCUGGGGAGCCCAUGGCACCGUGAAAAAGUGCCAGAAACUGUUCAGCCAGGUGCCACGGCCCAGCCUGCCAGCUCACAUUCUUUGCCCCAUAUUAAGCAGCAGCUGCGGAAUGAAGACUGCUACCAUGGCAAGCUGAGCAGGAAGGCAGCAGAGAGCCUCUUGGUAAAGGAUGGGGACUUUUUGGUUCGAGAGAGUGCAACAUCUCCUGGCCAGUAUGUGCUAAGUGGACUACAGGGAGGCCAGGCAAAGCAUCUUCUCCUGGUGGAUCCUGAAGGCAAGGUAAGGACCAAGGAUCAUGUAUUUGAUAAUGUCAGCCACCUUAUCAGAUACCACAUGGAUAACAGUUUGCCAAUCAUCUCUUCCGGAAGUGAAGUAAGCCUUAAACAACCAGUGAGAAAAGAUAAUAAUCCAGGACUUUUGCAUUCCAACAAAUGACAAUUUGGAAGUACCAUCACACUGGUAUUUCAAGAAAGUUCAUUUUGUGUUAGG